CGCCUAAAAUUCCCACCUCAAUCCCCAAUUUUCCCUCCUCAAAACCCUAAAUUCUGCCCCCUCUUAAAAAUCACAGAGAUCCCAAAAUUUUCUCUUCCCCUAUUCUUCUCCCCUUCUUCUCCUCUGUUCAAAGGCGAUAACUCCCGUCCCAUCGUCGCCUCCCCCCUCGCCCCCGCGCCCUCCUUCUCCUUCGACAUCGUCGUCCCCGUUCGUCGUCCCGUCGUCGCCUCCCCCUCAGCUCGCGAAUGUGCUCUCUGAAUCAGGCCUGGAGAUUUUUAAGGUUCCUCUGUUUUCCUUUAUAAAAAAAACAUCGCUAAUCUCCAAUUUCUCCAGCUCCAAAAAAGCCCUAAUUUCUCCGCUAAUUCAAUGCAUGGGGCUGCUGGAAACUAUCCUCAAUUGGCUCCGAAGAACGCUGGGAAAACUUCCCUUGUGAAUGUCAUCGCAACUGGUGGAUAUAGUGAGGACAUGAUUCCUAUACCGACAGGGGAGAAUGGGGUAACGAGGGCGUCGAUCAGUAUUGACUUGCAGAGAGAUGGGUCGCUGGGCAGUAAAGCGAUUAUAUUGCAGAUUGAUAACAAAUCUCAGCAGGUUUUAGUGAGUGCUCUUAGGCAUUCUCUGCAAGUAUUGUUGCUCUUAUAAACGUCUACCUACCGAUGAAUUUAUGUUUUUUCUCCUUUAUCUGUGUAGAGUUACUGAAAGAUGCAUUGAUCUGUAUCGCUCAAUGACAAUUACUAUAUCUUUUUUCAGAA
Asparagus officinalis (garden asparagus) is the source of this 749-nucleotide messenger RNA. RefSeq names its product dynamin-2A-like. The record is from RefSeq and is a predicted model, not a curated record. The coding region runs from base 367 to 639 and encodes 90 amino acids. Lineage: Eukaryota; Viridiplantae; Streptophyta; Magnoliopsida; Asparagales; Asparagaceae. The transcript is spliced from 5 exons.